GGGAAGUGACGUCCUGUGUUAUUUGUCGUUCUAGAAAGAGCGGAGACACGUACUGUAGAUAGGAGGACUCUAAAGAGGACUUCGUUCAGUCUUCUGUGUAUAAUUAUUUAUAAAUGAGCAACGGGGGAAGGAAUGAAAUCCGGAGAAGCUGUCUAGUGUUUCUUUAACGUAUUAGAGAGUUCGUCGGUUUAUUACAGUUGUUUGUUUCAGUUCCCAAUUAGAUUUUUAUUUUUCCUCCUCUAGCAUCUCUACAUUGCUAAGACGCUGGACACUGCUUUCUUUAUAGCACAGAAAACCUGAAUUCCUCCCAACGCUUAGGAUGGGGAAAGAUUAUUAUUCUAUCCUGGGAAUUGAAAAAGGAGCUUCUGAAGAGGAUAUCAAAAAGGCUUACAGAAAACAAGCGCUUAAAUGGCAUCCAGACAAGAACAAAUCUCCCCAAGCAGAGGAAAAAUUCAAAGAGAUUGCAGAAGCUUACGAAGUGCUGAGUGAUCCAAAGAAGAGAGACAUUUACGAUCAGUUUGGGGAGGAAGGCCUGAAAGGAGGAGCUGGAGGACCUGAUGGACAGGGUGGUACCUUCCGGUACUCCUUCCACGGUGACCCACAUGCUACAUUUGCAGCUUUCUUUGGUGGCACAAACCCUUUUGAGAUCUUCUUUGGAAGGAGGAUGCCUGGUGGCAGAGACACUGAAGACAUGGAGGUGGAUGGUGAUCCAUUUGGAUCUUUCACUAGUUUUAGUAUGAAUGGUUUUCCAAGAGAGAGGAAUACAGUUGGUAGCCAGAUACGUCGUAAACAAGAUCCCCCUGUAAUCCAUGAACUUAAAGUGUCAUUGGAAGAGAUUUACCAUGGCUGCACAAAAAGGAUGAGGAUUUCACGUAAAAGGCUCAAUCCAGAUGGUAGAAGUGUCCGAACAGAGGACAAAAUUCUUACUAUUGAGAUAAAAAGAGGGUGGAAAGAAGGCACCAAAAUCACAUUUCCAAAAGAAGGCGAUGAAACACCCAACACCAUUCCAGCUGAUAUUGUUUUUAUCAUUAAAGAUAAACCUCACUCUCACUUCAAGAGGGAUGGAUCAAAUAUUGUCUAUCCUGUUAAGAUCAGCCUAAGGGAGGCUUUGUGUGGCAUCUCUAUGAAUGUGCCAACGAUAGAAGGAAGAAACAUCCCCAUGACAGUUAAUGAAGUGGUAAAGCCUGGGAUGAGAAGAAGAAUUAUAGGAUAUGGUUUGCCAUUUCCCAAAAAUCCUGAUCAGCGUGGAGACUUAAUUAUAGAGUUUGAAGUAAUUUUCCCAGAUAGCAUUUCUCCAGCAUCAAAAGAAGUACUGAGGCGAAAUCUUCCGGUUUCAUAAAACAAAGACUAUCUGUCAACUGUUUAAAUAGGACACUGGAAAUGCAGAAGACUGGCAAGUCUGUGCUAUCAAAGUGCAAUCUGUAACAACUAGUGGAAUAUUUGAGUUUUUUUUUGUUUGUGGGAUGGGUGGGUGGGGGGAGGAGUACUGUAAUGCUGCAUGAGAAGAAAAGAGUUAAGUACAAGUCAUACAGAUGACUUUUGCAGUAAAAUUUACAGGGAAAACCACUCAUUUUACUUUACAGCUUCCCAAUCAGAAAAGUUUAUUCGUUAUUUUACAUAAUACAAAGUGUAGACAAUUUUUACAAAGUGCGUAUUUCUGAUAUAGUAUUUGAGCCUCCAAGUACUUUAUUUCUUAUAUACCUACCGUAUCUAUAGCAUUACUCAUUUAUACAGAAAUUGGAGGUAGUACUAGAAAUACAUGAAUUAUAAAUAUUUUAGAGCAAAACAUGAAAGAUAUUUUGAUAUGUUGCCUUCCAGUGCACAAAGCAUAGACUGGGAAAAUCAGCUUGGGCUCUUGAACUGCCCCCCAGUGGAAUGAAAGCGUUUUCCUUAUUGCCCCAGAAUGUGUGAGGGCUGCA
Molecule: messenger RNA, 1919 nt
Organism: Cuculus canorus (common cuckoo)
Lineage: Eukaryota; Metazoa; Chordata; Aves; Cuculiformes; Cuculidae
Gene: DNAJB4
Product: DnaJ heat shock protein family (Hsp40) member B4
Exons: 3
Coding region: 320-1339 (339 amino acids)
Cellular component (GO): cytosol
Molecular function (GO): protein-folding chaperone binding
Source: RefSeq, a predicted model, not a curated record